Mesorhabditis belari is the source of this 1707-nucleotide messenger RNA. NCBI's taxonomy places the organism in Eukaryota, Metazoa, Nematoda, Chromadorea, Rhabditida, Rhabditidae. The record is from the annotation of a GenBank genome assembly.
AUGUGGGACGGACUCCUUUGCUGUGUCGUGGCAGCGAUCGGCUUUGGCAGUGUCUUCGUCCCAAUGAGGAGACACCCAAUGGGAGAUGGCUUCUUUGCUCAACUCUUCCUCUGUUUGGGCUCUUUUCUGAUCGUUUUCCCGGUGGGUUUAUGGUAUCCACCGGUGAUCUACCCAGAAGCAAUGAUUGGAGCAUUUUUGUGGUGCUUUGGAAAUUCUGUUUGCGUGAUGUUGAUGAAUCGAGUGGGUAUGGCUCAAGGAAUGCUUUUGUGGAACACGACGAGUUGCUUGAUGGGAUGGGCCACAUCUAGAUUCGGCUUCUUUGGAGUGAUCCCUCAACUACCGCAAAGCUUCACCUUAAACUAUAUUGGGGUUGCAUUACUGAUUACUGGAGCCACUUGUUAUCUCUUUAUCAAGAGCACCCUCACCUCAUCAAGCAGCUCAACAAAAGAACUCGAAAAACAAGACAAACAAGUCGAUCCAGAAUCAGUGCAUGUUUCAUCCAUUGAGAGAACUAUUGCAAUGGGCUGCUGUGUGGUGAUCGGUUUAUUGUUCGGCUCAUUUUAUACACCAAUUGCUUACUUACAGAGUAAAGUCGACGAAGGCUACCCAUCAACAGGCCUCGAUUACAUUUUCUCGUUUUUCAUUGGAGUUGUCGUCACGUCAUUUUUGAUCUUCAUCGUUUAUUGUUAUGUGAAAAAAGGAAAACCAGAAUGUGAUCCAAACAUCGCUUUGCCAGCCUUCUAUGGUGGUUUAAUGUUUGGCGCAUCGAUGUGCUUUUUCUUGGUGGCAAACGAGAAAUUGUCUCCGACAGUAGCAUAUCCAAUCGUGGCGAUGUUGCCCGGAUUUGUCGUCUCUUUAUGGAGUGUGAUCUACUUCAAAGAGAUUACGGGCAAACGAAAUCUGACUCUCCUCGGUGUCGCUUAUGCUCUAACAUUAAGGCCAUUGAAAGUCGGUGAUGUCAUCAAUGUGAAAGGAAAAAUACAGAAUGGACCUUAUAGUUGGGCUUGCAACUUUGAACAAACUUUUCUCAACAAUGUUUUCAUUCAUGUCGUUUCUCGAAACUUUGAAAGGAAAACGGUUUUCAGUGCAAGGCCUGGUUGUUGUGCGUCGGAAUGGCAAAAAGGCGAUCACCACGACGGACUUCCCUACAUUGGAGGUGCUCACUUUGAAGCAAGAUUUGAAGUUUUGAGUCAAAACUCGAUCCGAGUCACCUAUCCAAGUCAUAAUGGCGCUUUUGGCGGUGCGGUCUACGAACAACGCGGUGCUCCUAAAUUGCAUGUGAAUAUGGCGAACAUGAGAGCGAUUAGAUGCUACGGUUCCUUGGACUCGGUAACAUUUGAGGGCGAUAUUCUUGAGAAGCGAAUGCAUCGAGGAUUGGGCAGUUGUCCGGCUGAGUUCCCGAAAAAUUGGAGCCCAGACCGGCCACAUCCACAAAACCAUAGCAGCAGUCACGAGCAUGGUUCUGUCACCCGUCACCCUCAACCACAUGCUAGUAGAGAUAGCUCUUCGGAUUCUGAUGAGCAUGGUGGAGGGAACGCCGCAAGAACGCAUUCGCCACAAGUAGGAGGUGGAAAGGGGAAUGCUGGGAACAAUGGAGGAGCGGGUGGUGGGAGAGGUGGACGAGGGAACGCUGGAGCUGGUGGCAAUGGUGGCCAUAAAACCAUCGAGAUUAUCGUCCAAAACGAGAUUUUCGGAGAGACCCAACUC